ACGGUAAACUUCCGGUGACGGCGGCGGACCGCAGAGACCGGGAGCAGCGAGACACCAGGGACGGGAACAAGGCACCGGCGGUGGCCGAUCGCAAGUACCACGAAACACCGAGCCAAGGCAGCCAGGGCAGCCGGGCCACUGGCGGCAGCCACUCGCCGCCAUGAUGGAAAUAGUGUAUGUCUACACUAAAAUGCGUAGUGAAUUUGGUCGGCAAUGCAACUUUUCUGAUCGGCCUGCAGAACUGCACGUUGACAUUAUUCCAGAUCCAGCGUUAGCAGAUCACUUCAUAGAGAAAAAUCCAGUCGAUGUGACUGUCCAAUUUUCAUAUGACAUGUCGGAACAUGAGGUAAACACCGAGCAUAUUUCAACAGAAAUACGUGGGGUUAACCACUUGGAGGGCGGCUGGCCAAAAGAUAUAAACCCAAAUGAUCUUGAACAUACAAUGCGUUUCCGCAAGAAAGUGGAAAAGGAUGAAAAUUAUAUCUUCACACUCAUGCAGCUGGGCAGUUUAAUGGAGCACUGUAUUAAACAAAACAAUGCGAUCAAUAUUUAUGAAGAGUACUUUGAAGAUAAUGAGGAAUCUAUAGGAAUAAUUGAUGAGCCCCCUAACGCAAAAACCAUAAAUGUUUUCAGUGAUCCUAACGCCAUUAAACGGACGGUAUCUCACCUCUCGUGGCACCCAGAUCAAGGGAGGAAACUGGCAAUUUCCUACUGCUGCUUGGAGUUUCAAAAAGUUUCCAUUGAUACCAAUACUGAAUCGUACAUCUGGGACAUAGAAAAUCCAAAUAAGCACGACCUAGCAUUAAAACCAGCGAGUCCUCUUAUUUGUCUGGAGUAUAACCCCAAAGAUUCACACAUUCUGGCUGGAGGCUGUUACAGUGGGCAGAUUGGGUACUGGGAUACACGAAAGGGAGGCCAAGCAGUCGAAAUGCCAGCAAUUGAACUUGGACAUCGAGAUCCAGUAUAUAAAAUAAUUUGGUUACAGUCUAAAACAGGAACAGAUUGCUUUUCUACUUCUACCGAUGGACAGGUACUGUGGUGGGAUAUCCGUAAAAUGACCGAACCAGUGGAAAGACUCAUCCUGGAUGUGACAAAAAAAGAUAAUCCAGAUAUUGCGUAUGGAGGCGUCUCUCUGGAGUUUGAAACCACAAUGCCAACCAAGUUUAUGGUGGGGACUGAACAAGGUGCGGUGAUAUUGGGGAAUCGAAAGGGAAAAUCGCCCGCCGAGAAGAUAGUGGCCUCCUUCACUGGUCAUCAUGGUCCUGUCUAUGCAGUGCAGAGAAAUCCUUUCUACACAAAGAACUUCCUGACCAUUGGGGACUGGACGGCCAGAAUCUGGUCUGAGGAUAUCAGGGAAUCCUCCAUCAUCUGGACUAAAUAUCAUAUGUGUAACCUGACAGACGGAUGUUGGAGCCCCAUAAGGCCAACUGUCUUCUUCACAAGCAAAAUGGAUGGUACUGUUGAUGCCUGGGAUUUAUCAUUUAAGCACAGCGAGGCUACACUCAGCGUUAAGGUGUGCGAUGACCCUCUGCACAGUUUGCGUAUCCAAGACAACGGACAAUUCCUUGCCUGUGGUUCUCAGGAGGGUACAACAACCUUGCUCGAGUUUUCAUCCAGCUUUUAUGCUUACCUGAAGCAAGAAAGAACAGUUGCAAAUGCCAUGUUUGAGCGGGAGACAAAGCGGGAGAAGAUUCUCGAAUCGCGCCAGCGUGAGAUGCGGGCGAAGGAACGGGCUAAGUCUGAGCAGGAGAAGGUGGUGGACCAAGCAGAGGAUGAGGAGGACACCAUCGAAUACAAAAUCGCCAACGCUGAGAAAAUGUUCUUCGAAACUAUUGAACAAGAAAAAGACAGGUUUGAAUUGGAAAAAAUGGAUGACAGCAAGGAUUCGUGGUCUGAAGAUGAGGAUGAAGAUGAGGAUGAUGAUGAGAUGGAUGACUUUUGAUCUGAAAAUGCAAGCGGUUCACAGUACCAGUCGUCUGCAGUAGAUGUGUUUCCUUGUUACUGGAACACCAGCGACCACAAUCUCACAACUUGGAUAUUAGUUUUGCUCCCUAAAUAUUAUAUGUACCUAUUUUCAUAUUAUGAGAAUGUAUUCAAAAUAUUGUUUGUGCAGUUAUUUUUAAAUAAAGGAUUCACUCUGUA
Messenger RNA from Leucoraja erinaceus (little skate), 2142 nucleotides. RefSeq names its product dynein, axonemal, intermediate chain 2b (gene dnai2b). The record is from RefSeq and is a predicted model, not a curated record. Gene Ontology annotation, molecular function: dynein heavy chain binding; dynein light chain binding. Lineage: Eukaryota; Metazoa; Chordata; Chondrichthyes; Rajiformes; Rajidae. The transcript is spliced from 14 exons. The coding region runs from base 161 to 1942 and encodes 593 amino acids. Gene Ontology annotation, biological process: cilium movement; outer dynein arm assembly. Gene Ontology annotation, cellular component: outer dynein arm.